This is a messenger RNA of Carassius auratus (goldfish), 4444 nucleotides long. RefSeq names its product protein kinase C and casein kinase substrate in neurons 1a (gene pacsin1a). The record is from RefSeq and is a predicted model, not a curated record. Gene Ontology annotation, biological process: cytoskeleton organization; plasma membrane tubulation; regulation of endocytosis. The transcript has 10 exons. Gene Ontology annotation, cellular component: endosome; cytoplasm; plasma membrane. Bases 296 to 1612 code for a protein of 438 amino acids. Gene Ontology annotation, molecular function: phospholipid binding; protein binding. NCBI's taxonomy places the organism in Eukaryota, Metazoa, Chordata, Actinopteri, Cypriniformes, Cyprinidae.
UCGUUCCUCCCUGUAACCCCUCGCCUCAUGCCGUCUAAGCCAUUCAAGAGGAACACUGCAGGAUUAUCCUCUGCAUGAGCUCCAGACACACUCCACAACCAAGACCGCAUUAGAAACAAGUGCUGAACUAGAACAUUAGAGGCCAGUAAUAUCACGACCGGACCUGUGUAAUCAUAUCUGGAUUAUUUUACUCUUAAAAGUUCCUUCCAUUGUUUGUGAAUGGGUUCUCCGGUGUUCUUGAGGAAGUCCUCUUUUCUGCAGACGUGUUCAGUCUUGCCUCCCAGCACCCAGCACCAUGUCUGGCUCUUACGAUGAAUCCGCUGUCACUGAUGAGGCCAUGGACAGCUUUUGGGAGGUGGGAAAUUAUAAGCGUGCUGUCAAGAGAAUUGACGACGGCCAUCGACUCUGCAAUGAUCUUAUGAACUGCCUUCAGGAGCGUGCCAAGCUCGAGAAGUCCUACAGCCAGCAGCUCACCGAAUGGUCCAAAAGAUGGAGGCAACUGAUCGAGAAAGGGCCUCAGUACGGCUCUGUGGAGCGGGCCUGGUUAGCCAUGAUGACAGAGGCCGAUAAGGUGAGUGAACUUCAUCAGGAGGUGAAGAACGGUCUGAUGAACGAGGACAUCGAGAAGGUGAAGAACUGGCAGAAAGACUCGUACCACAGACAGAUUAUUGGUGGCUUCAAGGAAACCAAAGAGGCAGAAGAGGGCUUCAAGAAAGCACAGAAACCCUGGGCGAAGAAACUCAAAGAGAUGGAGACGGCAAAGAAGACCUAUCACAUGGCAUGUAAAGAGGAGAAACUGGCUGCAGCCCGUGAGGCAGAUGCAUCUGUGACUCCUGACCAGCAGAAGAAACUCCACGAGAAGACAGAGAAAUGCAAACAGGACAUGCAGAAGGCGAAGGAGAAGUACGAGAAGUCUCUGGAUGAGUUGUCGAAGUGCACACCACAGUACAUGGAGUCCAUGGAGCUGGUGUUUGACCAAUGCCAGCAGCACGAGGUCAAACGACUGACCUUCCUCAAAGAGGUUCUCCUGGACAUCAAACGUCACCUAAACCUCACGGAGAACCAAAACUAUGCGUCAGUGUACCGUGAGUUUGAACGAACCAUUCUGGCUGCCAACACACAAGAGGAUCUCCAGUGGUUCAGUAAUAAUCACGGUCCUGGCAUGCAUAUGAACUGGCCCCAGUUUGAGGAAUAUAAUCCAGAAGCCACCAAUGCUGUUGCCAAGAGAGAAAAGAAGAAGCCAGAUGGAGUCGCUCCUGCUACUCCGAACACAGAGCAUGCAGGUCAACCAGGAGACCGCGGCAGUGUGAGCAGCUAUGAGAAGAACCAGGCGUACUCCACAGAAUGGUCAGAUGACGAGCAGCCCGCGGGGUACUCGGGGAACGAGACCAACGGCGGAGGGAACUCUUUCGAGGAAGACUCGAGCAGCAGAGGAGGAGUGCGGGUCCGAGCCCUCUACGACUACGAAGGCCAAGAGCAGGAUGAGCUAAGCUUCAAAGCAGGGGAUGAAUUAACAAAGAUCGAAGAGGAAGAUGACCAGGGCUGGUGCAGAGGCCGUCUGGACAGUGGCCGGACAGGCUUAUACCCGGCCAAUUAUGUUGAGGAAAUCUGAUCACCUGACUAGAGGACAAGACACCUUUGGAGGCAGCUCUGAUUGUCUGAUCGAACGACAUGGCAAAAGAGACUUAACAUGAAGGACUUUCCCUGAAGAUGUGCAAUGCAGUCUUGUUUAAAAUAAAAAUAGAAACAAAUUCUUAGUAAAGAUAGCCACACCGUAUAUAUUGAUCUGGGAGGCGGGGAAGAGCUUGCUCACUACUAAUAUCUAUUUGCAAAUAUUUAAAAAGCAUAUACAUGGGUGUAAACGAGCAGAUGUGAACAAAUAAAUGACCCAUCAGUUAUGCAAGUGCAGGCUACACAUUAUUGGUGCAGAUAACAUGUUAUUUGAAAUUAUAUUACAGACAUUAGCAUAAAAUCCAACUGCACAGAUAUUCACGUGGCUACUCUGCUGUAUUUUAGUAUAAAGAGUCAGUGUGCAGAAAAUGACUCACAAUGGGCUAUUGGGCUUUCCUCUUUCUCACCAUCAGUCCAUGCUUUGUUGCGCUGAUUAUUAUAUUAGGUAUCGUUCUCUUGAUGUCUUUGUCUGAAUGCAUAGCAGCAUGCGCUUCUUCAGGCCGUCUGUACUGUAUGCAGUUCCCACAGUGACCACAGAGGUCAACCUGGAAAAUCUCAGGCUACGUUCAGAACAAAAUACUACAUUAACAGUAGUAUUGAUACUGCAUACUGUUUUUAAAGAUAGUAUGUUAAACAGUAUGUAUUAUGUAUGUAUGCAGUAUGCGGUAGACCUUAGUCAGGGUCGUGCCAUAUUCAAUUUUUGACAGGAAUGAAAUUGAAACUAUGAGGGACUGACAGUCACAGUGUGUUCAGUGGAUUGUACUGCUUCUCCAGCUGAGGAAACAUCUUUAUGGAAAACAAAUGGUUUGAAAGUUGUGUCUUGUCAAAAAAAAAAAAAAAAAACACAUGAUCUAGGACCUUACACAGUGCGUGUCAUGGUAAAGACUGUAAAUCUCUCCCUCACAGCCUCUUUUCCAUCCGUGUGAAAUUGAACAUGGCUUCUAACCUCACUAAAAUCUAUUAUUGCAUGUACGUCGGAUCCAGGUAUCAUCACACAGUACAAUUGUCUUAAAAUUUGAUUGAAUAUUGUGUAAAAAUGUCUCAUUAUUGGAUGACACCAAAAUAUUAUUUUUUAAACAAGAAUAAUUUUUAUUCAUCGCACAUCGCACCAUGGGAUCUACACUAUGUAAAUACUGCAUAGUAUGUAAACGUGAUGUUCUGAACAUAUCCACAGCUGUCCAACUGGCCAAUCGUUGUCAUCCCAUGUUUGUCAAAGUCAUGUGUUGUUCUCAGUUUCUCCAAGAAGGUCUUGUAUAAGCAUCGUCUUUAUUUGGCAUCCCUUCAUUGUGACCUCUUCAUAUCAAAUCAAGGUUCUUCAGAUGGACACGAAUGUGUCCUAUGCAUGAUUUGGGCUACUUAUGCACAGCAGAUUGAACAGACUGUGAGUGAAUUUCACACCUGAUACACCGCAUGCAUCAAAAGUUCAAAAUGUUGUGGUAUUAAAAUGAUUCUCUGUUGUUUCAUGGCCUGUUAACUAACAUGCUAUGAUUUUGCAUCAAGACUAUAAGUUUUAAAACAUAAUAAUAAAAUCGUUUUAAUGCUAACUGAAAUAAAAGAAACACGGCACCAAACUAUGAUUUGCAGGUAAUAUACAGUACAGUGGGCCAGAAAGUAUUUGGACACUUUAAGGGAAAGUUCAGCCAAAAAUGAAAAUCUGGCAUCAUUUACUCAAUCUCAAGUUGUUCGAAACCAAUAUGAGUUUCUUUCUUCUGUUGAAUACAAAAGAAGAUAUUUUAAAGAAUGUUGGUAACCAAACAGAAGCUAGUAGUUAUUGACUUCCUUGAAAUUCAGUGGUUGCUGUCAGUUUUCAAAAUAUAUUCUUUAGUGCUCAACAGAAAAAAAAGAUGAAAUUUCAUUUCAUUUCAAUUUUAACUAUAUCCCUAUAAACCACUCAUUGGAUUGCAUUGAAUUACAAAAUAUCACACCACUUGACAGAAAGACAGCACAUGCACACUUAAAAAAAAAAAAAAAAAAAAAAAAAAAAACAGUUUUAGGUUUUAAAUGAAAAAUAGCUGAAAUCGUAUGGAGGAUUUAGAAAUGUUUACUGUCUAAGCUGUUUAUACAGAUUUAAGUGAGACUCCAAUUUUAUUAUUAGUCACCUGCAAGCUGAACUCUACGACCGUUAGAUACAAUUUUGAUAAUGCAAGAAGUUCUGCUCACGUGCCUGUUUUUCUUUCUUUUUUUCAGAUUGCAUUACUGAAAGCAUAAAAAUAAGUGGAGUUGUGCAUCAUUCAUGGAGUUUCAGUGUGGAACUGAAAAAAAUUAAUAAACAGGAUGUGACAUAAGUAACACAUUAAGAGGAAAGACCCCCCAGCAGCUUUGUGAUUUGUCUGAAACUGUUCAGUCUAGGAAAAAAAUAACUUGCAUUGAUAAAAUAUUCUGUAACGUACACAAAAAGAAUUACGGAUGGGUACACUCGUCAGGGUCUUAUUGGGGAGUAUCCUCUUUAUUAUAUUCAGUGUGUAUAAGUUGUGUUUCUCUAUAGAAAAUAAAAAUGUAGUGUUAUAAUUGUAAAUGUUGGGUAACAAAAGAUUAACACUUUGAAAAAAUAACACUGUAAUGCUCUAUAGGUACCAUAUUGUAUUAAUUUGAUUUUGGAUGCAAUUAAAUCAUUAUGUACCAUACCUGUAUAAAUGCGUGUGGGUCCACGCUGUCAUAUUUGUAUAUGAUGAUGUAAUUUAUUAAGAUUAUAUUCUUACUGUAACUGUAAAACUGUGUUGAGUAGAAACAAACACCUACAUUGAGACAGUAAAGAGCUGUGUAAUGUAAAUGC